Messenger RNA from Diatraea saccharalis (sugarcane borer), 1279 nucleotides. The record is from the annotation of a GenBank genome assembly. NCBI's taxonomy places the organism in Eukaryota, Metazoa, Arthropoda, Insecta, Lepidoptera, Crambidae.
CUUAGUGUGAAAGUUCCUUGGCUGUUUGUAUAAUACUCUCAGCCUUUUAGAUGAAAAAUACAAUCAAAUGUCAAUGUCAAAGUAAAAAGAAUUGAAGUUACGCUUAUUAUGGAGAAGUAGUGUUUUCAAUAAAAAUAGUAAUUACGUAAGAAGAAAACCAGCUUCUUCAUCAAUAAUAAUGUCUUUUUUCUUUAAACGCACCUUAGGUGCAACCACGAAUUUAGGGCGCUACAUUUUGAAAAGUAAUACAUCUCCUUUUCUUCAACGUAUAGCUACAAAAACUGAUCAAGCAGCCACCCAAGUUGAGACUCGUCCUACAGUGGCUAAAAUUGAUCCUUUACAAAAAGCUCACCUUGUUGAUUUUGGUAAAUACAUCGCAGAGUGCAUGCCUAAAUACGUACAGAAAGUACAACUGACUGCAGGCAAUGAACUCGAGAUUCUUAUUCCCACGGAAGGAGUUAUACCAGUACUGCAGUUUUUAAAAGAUCACCACAGCGCGCAAUUCGCCAAUCUUGUUGAUAUCGCUGGUAUGGACGUACCCUCAAGACCCAAUAGAUUCGAAAUUAUUUACAAUUUAUUAUCCUUGCGGUAUAAUGCUAGAAUUAGAGUGAAAACAUAUACUGACGAACUUACACCUGUAGAUUCAGCAUGUGACGUAUUCAAAGCUGCUAACUGGUACGAAAGGGAGAUUUGGGAUAUGUAUGGGGUAUUCUUUGCUAAUCAUCCAGAUUUAAGAAGAAUCUUAACAGACUAUGGUUUUGAGGGCCAUCCCUUCAGAAAAGAUUUCCCAUUAAGUGGUUAUGUAGAGGUACGUUAUGAUGAUGAGCAGAAGCGUGUGGUGGUGGAACCUUUAGAACUGGCACAAGAAUUCCGUAGAUUUGAACUGAGUGCUCCCUGGGAACAGUUCCCUAACUUCAGGAGCAACCCUGCUGCAGAGGAGGUCACUACUUCAUCAGAGGAAAAUCCUAAACAAAAUUAGGAUUUAUAUAGUAACUCUUUAUGUUGUACAAAAUAUACAAUAGCAAUACUUUAAAUUAAGUAAGUGCAAAUCUUACAACAGAAUGUGCAUUGUGUCUUUAAAAGCUUAAUCAUGUACUUCAGAAAUAAAUUCAAAAAUUGACACAUUAAAACUCAUUUCUUAUUAAUUUCCUGCAGAGCAAUUCUGUAAAAUUCCAAUCCCAAAUUCAAAUUCACUCAUUCACGUCAUUUAGUGAAGAAAAUUAGUUGAUUCCAUUUUUUUUUAACUCUUUUUAAAAAAAUACGGCCAGAUUAGCCAUGU